Molecule: messenger RNA, 3147 nt
Organism: Amoebophrya sp. A120
Lineage: Eukaryota; Dinophyceae; Syndiniales; Amoebophryaceae
Source: the annotation of a GenBank genome assembly
AAAUGUUUUAUCAACCCGCACGGCAGUACGCAAAAAAGAUCAGAAGCGCCUCCAUUUGAGAAUUUUCUGCACUGAAAAAUACCACGAUCCGCUGCUUUUGAAAGUUUGGUUUUUGGAAAUUACAAAUGCAGAUCUUCAGAAGUACUGCGACAAUUUUCCUCGAGAUAUUUCCUUUCCAACAACCUGAAUGAAUUUCACUUUUCUCUACCCACAGGCCGCCGGUUCAAAUAGUUAUCUAGAGCUGUUCUCUUUUUCUUUACUUCAAAAUUUAUCCGCGAAACUCAUUCUCUUAUUGUUUUUCCUUAGCUGAAAGACAAAUAAUCGCUAGAAACAACGACAGCUCUCCUGUUUUUCUACAACGACCACAAACCCCUAAAAAUGGCGACCUCCACCCCGACCGUGAACUGGGCCCAGCGCCCGGGAUCAGUGUUCGUCACGAUUGACGUGAAGGACUGCAAGGAGCCGAAGAUCGACCUGCAGGAGAAGAAACUGUCCUUUUCCGGUGUUUAUCCAGUGCAAAAGUGUCGUACUCGUAGUGACUGAUUGCAGUUCUGCAUUACAAAUCUUUUUCCUACGGUCAAUGAGCAAUACAAAUUCCAUUUCUCAUGCUGAUGAAAUUUGUAAUGCAUAAUUAAUAUUACGAGUCCGAUGCUUUUGCAAUGCAUAGCGUUGACGGCGCAGGCAAGAGCUACGCAUUCGACCUGGAACUCUUCAAGGAAAUCGACGUCGCAGAAAGCAAGAUAAAUAGUACAGUUUUUUGCUGCCUUUUUUAUUUUUGUCAUGCGCACUUCCUAUGAGUAAGCCAUUUCGAAAUUUGUCAUGCUGACUGCGCAGAGAAAUCAAUUUUGUUAUGCGAGUUGCACAAUUUAAAUGAAUUAUCAACAACAGACCGACGCGUCAUUGAGCUCCUCCUUGCCAAGAAGGAAGAGGAGUCCUGGACAAGUCUUUCUACCACGAAGAAGCUAUGAAGAGCGCAAAAGUUUCGUAAACUCGUAGUACUGCAUUACCAAUUUUUUCACUAACGUAGAUCCGCAUUACAAGUAACAAAUAACUCCAUUUCUAAUGCUGAGGAAAUUUGUAAUGCAAGCUCUACUAGAAGUGCGACACUUUUGCAAUGCAUGAAAGCUCUCCUACGUGAAGAUCGAUUGGAACAAGUGGGUCGACUCUGACGAUGAGGGUGAGGACUUUGACACGGCCGGCAUGGAAGGCAUGGGCGGCGGUAUGGGUGGCGGUAUGGGCGGCAUGGGCGGCGGCAUGCCGGGAAUGCCAGGAAUGGGCGGCAUGGACUUCAGUACUAUAAUGAUUUUUUUUUGAUUAAUUUAAUUUGAGGAACAGCUUGUUUCUUGCAGGAGAACAUGGAUAUAGUAGUAUGUUUCGUUUUGCUUGUGAUCUUCGACCAUGAUAUCAGAGGACGCCACUACUGCUUUGUCUCGACAUGUUCUUUCGGCAUGCUAAAUAAACUCAAGUUUGUCAUGCAAAAACACUAUCAGGUAAGAUGAUGGGUGGUAUGGGCGGCGGCGGCAUGCCGGGAAUGGGCGGUGAUGGCGGAAUGGGCGGCAUGGACAUGGAAGCUCUCAUAUCGUGAGCAAAAACGUCCCCACCCGAGAGUCAAGAUGAGGAUCUCGCAACACAAGUCGAGAAGUUUUAGGAGCCAAGCAUGACAGGUUCGUCUCUGUAUUGUAGUGCAGUUUAGCAUAAGUACAGCCGCAACACAAAUCCAUCUACUCAACCUAUUUACAGCAUUACAAAGUCCAAAACACGAUGGGAAACGCCUCUUAUGCGGACGCGCAUUACAAAUCUUCCUGUGGCUGCAAAUCUGCAUGACAGCUACGGGGUGGGGACGUUUUUACUCAGGAUAUCUCAUGAAGCAGAUGGGAGGCAUGGGUGGCGGCGGUAUGCCGGGUAUGGGUGGCGAUGACGACGUAUCCAUGGCAAAUAUGUCUGGGUCUGGAAACUUGUGAUGCAAGUUCGUGAACAAUAAGUGCGCUGUAGUGCGCUGCCAAGCAUGACAAAUUUUUUCGUGCUUCUGUGAUGCGUCUUUCGCAUGAGAAAUUGCGCUUUUGCACGACAGGGAAGAGGACAUCUUGGUGGCCAUGCAAUACAGAGUGCAGAGUCUUGCCAGACUAGCAUGACAAAUCUCGCAAUCUUCGAGACCCAGACAUAUUCGCAUUUGAUACGACGACGACAGCGAUGACGAGGACUUGCCGGACCUGGAUGCCCCGGUUGGUGGUGAGGACGGUGAGGGAGCGGAAGAGCCCACUGGUAUAGUUUGUUGAUUUGUCAUGCUAAAAAUCUAUCACUUGCUGGUGCAGACAAAAGACCUUUAUUGUCCUUCGCUUAUAUGUUUUUCCGAAUGACAAAGUGAAGAAAUCCAAUUAUUGCGCAAACUUCUCAAAUCAGAGUCAAAGCCGGUCAUUGAAGUCGACACGCCGGCGGGUGAGGCUGUUGGAGCGUAAAUCGUGCAGUAUAAUGCAAAUCCUGCAUGACAAACAGAAGCGCAGGAAGAACAAUCGGCGACCCAGAAGAAUCUUCGAAAAUAAUGCACAACAUCUUCUGCAUCUGCAGUAACAUCUUUCGGGAUAAUUCAUUGCUUGAAAUGUAACGCUUGAAAUGUAACGCAUUCUUUCGGGAUAAUUCAUUGACAAGUCAACGUACAAAAACCCAUUAGUACAGCAAGACAACAGCAACCCUUAUUUUAUGUUUAUGCUAAAAGUACAAAACCUCUGAACAAAACCUUUGAAUUUAACUAUGCUAUCGAGCAAUGAUCACGCUGAUUUCUUUCUGAUGUAUCACGUAGUUAUAGACGAGCUAUGCUUUUCUGCAUACAAUGUCAUCGACAAAUUGCAAGAAAUUUUCAAAAAACGCGAGAAGCUAUUGCUUGGGUUAGUCAAAUGCAAUAUGCAAGAACACGAACGAUAAAGGAGUUUUUGACAAUCGAGUGGCAAAAGGAGCAGUGUAGCUUAGAAGGCUGCAAUUAUGAUAGUCUUUCCACAGGCAGCAUCACCGACAGAUGCUGUACACCCGCACGACAAACCAAGAAUUGUUGCCCCGAUUUUUUAGCAGCGUCUAACACGACGCUGCGAUCAUUACGAGACUUGGCCACCUUGGCACGCUGCGAAUCACAGUGUGGGGAUUGCUAGAACGAGG